Messenger RNA from Athalia rosae (coleseed sawfly), 1855 nucleotides. RefSeq names its product venom acid phosphatase Acph-1-like. Bases 117 to 1223 code for a protein of 368 amino acids. The record is from RefSeq and is a predicted model, not a curated record. Gene Ontology annotation, biological process: dephosphorylation. NCBI's taxonomy places the organism in Eukaryota, Metazoa, Arthropoda, Insecta, Hymenoptera, Athaliidae. The transcript has 5 exons. Gene Ontology annotation, molecular function: phosphatase activity.
AGUCUAUACCGUUUCGUUAAAUUUGUUCGGAGUUCCUCGCGAUUCUUGUUUCGGCGAUUGUCGGACUCGGCGAAUUUUUUCGGAUCGGUGUGCGAGUUCGAAAUUCACGCGUGAAAAUGCCGACUUCGCGCGAGCUGAUCGUCUGCGGUUUAACGCUGAUUCUGAGUCGGUCUUUUGGCGAAGAUCUGAAACUGGUUCAGGUGAUUUUUCGACACGGCGACAGAGCGCCGAAUUUCGAUUCGAUAGAAUUUUACCCGUUGGAUCCGUACGCGAACGAAACUUGGUAUCCUCACGGCUGGGACGGUCUGACCAACGAGGGUAAAAGAAGAGCUUACGACCUCGGCGUAUUUUUGAAAGAAAGAUACGGCGGAUGGCUGGGCGAUAUUUAUCUAUCGAACGAAGUGGAAUUUCGAAGCAGCAAUAUGGAGCGAACAAUUAUGUCGGCGCAACUUGUUGCCGCCGGACUUUUUCCGCCGACGAGAAUUCAGAGGUGGAAUGAAAAUUUGAACUGGCAACCGAUACCGGUAUUCGCGAGUCCCACGAGUAUGAAACGUUUGUACGCUACCCACAUGCAAUGUCCUCGUCUCGUCGCCAUGCGCAAUGAGAUACUCAAAACUGACGCCCAUCUGAUCCAACGCAACGAAGAGCUGAAGGAGUUCUAUGAAUUUUUAACUCCGAAAAUCGGCAGGACCGCGGGGCAACUCGAAACCUUCCUCGUUUACCAUCAGCUUGUUUCAGAGCUCUACGCGAACCUGCCGUUACCCGAAUGGACGAGAGGUAUUUUUCCCGAAGGACGAAUGGAGAGGGUCGCUUCGUACCAGUUUAUCGUUAAUUCUUACAACAAGUCGAUGAUCCAGUUGGAAGGAGGCGUGUGGAUUCGAGAACUGUUGAAUAACGUCGAUAGCUAUUUGAACAAAUCCCAGAGCGCGAGCAGGAAAGCAAUUUUCCACGGGGCUCACGAGUACAACAUCGCCGCGAUUCUGAUCGCCCUAGGAGUCUUCGAACAACACGUUCCAUUCUACUGCAACACCAUCAUGUUCGAGCUCUCGAAAAUAGAUGAGGACUUCUACGUCAAGGUUUUGUACAAACGCAAGGACUCCGUCGAAGAACUGGUCAUCCCAGGAUGUGGCGCUGCAAAUUGUCCCUUGGAAACGUUUCGCCGGAUGGUGGAAGACGUCGUUUUUACCGGUGAUGUUGAAGCCGCGUGUCGGAUGAAAAACUAAAAAAAUUCAGAUAACAAAAAUCGAAUGAUAUUUCGUAACGAAGAUGUAUUUUAUUGCGGCCGUGCAUCGAUCAACGUAUUUCACGAUCGAAGACAGACGAAAUUCCGAGCGCAUUCAGCCGGUCGAGAGAAGGUGAUUCAAAUUGUAUGCAGAUUCGCGAAUGAUAUAUCGUGUCAAAAAUUUUCAUAUUUUCGUUAAAUUUUCGUUUAUCCCAGAGUCCUGCGGCGCUCGCGAACACCGCUACGUCGUUUGCUUGAUGCGAUAAUAAAUGCGACCGAAGUUAUUUUCACGUUAACUGCAGCAGUUGCAGAAAUUCACAGACGAUUAAAUCAUCAAAAAAGAAUAUCAUUACGAACAGUUAUUUAGACAUAUUUCUACCGUUCCGUAACAGAAGUUAUAACCCGUGAUGUAUGUACAAAUUCAAAAAAAAAACUACGAUACAUUUGACCGAAAACUUUCCGAGAGGAAAAAUGAAACCUCCUUCGCUUCAGCGCCCACAAAUUUGUACGAACUUUUGAACGAGCUGUUUCGAAUACAGAGAUAGGGAUCUGAAAAAUGUAAAAACCAAAAAUGAAAAAAGAAAACGAACUAUACCGCAGAAAAAAAUAAAAAAGUCAGGCGUUCAACCGGGA